This is a messenger RNA of Quercus robur (English oak), 2700 nucleotides long. RefSeq names its product pentatricopeptide repeat-containing protein At2g13600-like. Bases 215 to 1888 code for a protein of 557 amino acids. Gene Ontology annotation, molecular function: protein binding; RNA binding. The transcript is spliced from 2 exons. Gene Ontology annotation, biological process: RNA modification. The record is from RefSeq and is a predicted model, not a curated record. Lineage: Eukaryota; Viridiplantae; Streptophyta; Magnoliopsida; Fagales; Fagaceae.
CCCGUCCGUCAGUGUCAAACUCAUGUGUUUCUGCAGUGAAGUGUUGUCGUUUCUCUUCUUCUUAUAAAACUCACUUCCCGCUUCCUUGCAAAAAAUUAACAAAAAGUUCAAGAUUUUUCCUUGGCAAAGUUCCAACAAAAACUAUACAAGAAAAGCAAAAGAGGCAUUAAAAGUUUCAAACCAUAUAUGAUAUAUAUAUAUAUAUAUAUAUCCAAUGCCUCCAAAGCUACCCAUUAGCCUUCCCACUCCCCUAAGCCGUAAGUUCAUUAAAGAAGCCUGCAAUUCAGGUGAUUUGCAACGUGCACGCCACAUGUUCGAUCAAAUUCCCCAACCAGACCUCCGUACGUGGACCAUCUUGAUUUCAGCUUACACGCAACAUGGGUUUCCUAAGGAAUCUAUAAAGCUUUACAAUCUAGUGCGAGCACAGGAAAUUAUACCUGAUAGACUAGUACUUUUGUCGGCUGCUAAGGCUUGUGCCACUCUGGGUGACAUUGUGAAAGCCAAAGAGGUUCAUGAUGAUGCGGUUCAAUUUGGGUUUCAUUCUGAUACUUUGUUGGGCAAUGCGUUGAUUGAUAUGUAUGCUAAAUGUAAGUGUGUUGAAGAUGCGAGACGGGUUUUUGAUGGUAUGCGGGUGAAAGACGUGAUUUCGUGGACCUCGUUGUCGUCUUGUUAUGUUACUUAUGGUCUACCUAGACAAGGUUUGGAGGAGUUUCGUGAGAUGAUGUUAAAUGGGGUGAAACCCAAUGUGGUGACUGUGUCUUCAAUUCUACCGGCUUGCUCUGAACUCAAAACUUUGAAUUCAGGAAGAGAGAUUCAUGGCUUUGUAGUAAAGAAUGAAAUGGGAGAGAAUUUAUUUGUUUGUAGUGCGCUUGUUAGCAUGUAUGCUAGUUGUUUAAGCAUUAGGCACGCCCAAUUGGUAUUUGAUAACAUGUCUCGGCGAGAUGUUGUGUUGUGGAAUGUAAUUCUAACAGCAUACUUCUCAAAUAAAGAAUGUGAGACGGGUCUUGAAUUAUUUUAUCAGAUGAGAAACGAAGAUGUCAAAUUGAAUGAUGCUUCAUGGAAUGCUGUCAUUUGUGGGUGUGUGCAAAAUGGGAAAACUGAACUGGCGCUGGAGAUGCUUGGUCAGAUGCAAGAUUUGGGUUUCAAACCUAAUCAGAUCACUAUUACUAGUGUCUUGCCAGCUUGCACGAGUUUGGAAAGCUUAAGGACUGGCAAAGAAAUUCAUGGUUAUAUCUAUAGACAUUUGUUUAUUAAGGACUUAACGACCACAACAGCUCUGGUUUUAAUGUAUGCUAAAUGUGGUGACUUAGAACUUUCACUAAGGGUCUUCAAUAUGAUGCCAAAAAAGGAUACUGUUGCUUGGAACACAAUUAUCAUUGCUAACUCUAUGCAUGGGAAAGGAGAAGAAGCCUUGUUGCUCUUUGAGAAAAUGUUGGACUCAGGAGCGAAGCCCAAUUCUGUUACUUUUACUGGAGUAUUGUCUGGUUGUAGUCAUUCACAACUUGUUGACAAAGGCCUCUUGAUUUUUGAUUCAAUGAGUAGGGAUUACUCAACAGAACCUGAUGUGGAUCACUACUCCUGCAUGGUUGAUGUACUUAGCCGUGCUGGUCGGCUAGAACAGGCAUAUGAGUUUAUACAAAGAAUGCCUAUAGAACCAACUGCUGCUGCUUGGGGAGCAUUGCUUAGUGCGUGUAGAGUACAUAGAAACAUGGAGUUAGCAAAAAUUGCAGCGAAGAAGCUUUUUGAGAUUGAACCUCAUAACCCUGGAAACUAUGUAUUGUUAUCCAAUAUAUUCUCCACUGCCAAUUUAUGGGAAGAAGCCUCAGAAAUUAGAAAAUUGAUGAGUGACAGAGGAAUAAUAAAAGAACCAGGUUGUAGUUGGGUUUAGCUGAGGAAUAGUGCUUGCUGCUUUAUUGUUGGUGAUAACAAAAAUGAACACACUGAUGUACGAAAUUUUGGGACAAUUUGGUUUAAAAAAUGAGAUUGGCUGGAAAUGUGCCCAACAUUGAUGUUGUUCUACAAGAUGUGGAUCCAAAGGAUAGAGAGAAUUCUUUAUAAUCACUCUGAGAUGCUCGCUGUUGCCUUUUGGGAUUCUUAACUGGAAUGGACAAUCAUCAAUGAGUUUAUUAAGAAUUUACAUGUGCAGAUGUCAUAAUGCCAUUAAAUUCAUGCGAGAUUGUAGGUGUGCAAAUCGUUGUAAGAGAUACCACAAGUUUCACAACAGGUGGUGUAGAUGCUGAGGAUUGGAAUCAAUUUCUGGUUGCAUCAUAUUAAAGAGAUGGUUGUGGGAGAGAAUUAGGAACUUUGCUCUAUCUUGAUUUGAAUAUUUUCAAUUGCGAAAUGGCAAAUGGAAUAUCGGUAUAUAGAUGUUGAGUUCAAAACUUCAAAUUUGGGUAUGACAUCAUGAGUGACUAAGGUUUAAAAGAAAAUAGUUUUCGUUAAACUUCCUUGACUUACUCCUUGGUAGAACGAUUAAUCUAAACUUGCAGCAGCAAGAGUAUUCAGAUUGUAAGGUAAGUGGGAGCCUGUUGUAUAAUAAACUGCUAGAAUGACAUGCUAAACCAAACCUUCGUUUAAUAAGAUAUGAAUGGGUUGCGCUUCUUUGUGUCACUUGAUUGCAGUUAAGUACUUCAGUAAUUCAAAUGCAAUCUGUAUUUGUAGGUGACACAACAGAGUAAUAAUUAUUUUCAAUUUCAGCCU